Messenger RNA from Anopheles maculipalpis, 3167 nucleotides. RefSeq lists its product as uncharacterized. Gene Ontology annotation, cellular component: membrane. Gene Ontology annotation, molecular function: G protein-coupled receptor activity. The coding region runs from base 1 to 3153 and encodes 1050 amino acids. The record is from RefSeq and is a predicted model, not a curated record. The transcript is spliced from 13 exons. NCBI's taxonomy places the organism in Eukaryota, Metazoa, Arthropoda, Insecta, Diptera, Culicidae. Gene Ontology annotation, biological process: cell surface receptor signaling pathway; G protein-coupled receptor signaling pathway.
AUGUACGGCAGGAUAUUCGCCUGUCUGCUUGUACUGUUCGGUGUGCGGUCCAGUGUGUGCAGCUUACCCUGUGACUAUAUCGAUUCGGUCAACAUUACGGAUGGGGAACGGUUGCCGAACGACGAGAUCCGCCAUAAUGGGGUGAUCUACAACAAGACGUACUAUCGUAUGAUCGAUUACGAGUACGAGGACUUUGCGACGAAAAAGUACGUACCGAAUUACAUUCGUGGGUGCCUGUGUGCGGUGCGGAUUUGUGUACGGCUGUGCUGCGGGGAACGCGAGUAUCUUGGCAAAAAAUGUACCCAAUCGGACGACUAUUUGCCGGUGGUGGUGAACGUGAGCGUGACGGAAACGAUCGAUCUGCGGAACCAUUCGCGGUACGGGUUUCUUUAUGGGAAGCCGUGUGAGCAGGUGUACGAGCUGCUGCCGGAGGAAAGCUCGGCGGAUGAGUGGAGUAUCGCAAGGAACGGCAGCCUCAUCAUCGCAGACGAGCUGCUUAUUCAACGGAACCAGUACUGUCUAGCACCGAGGCUAAAUUCAAACUUUGCCUCUGGGCUCAUUUGCUUCACAUCGAACGAAGAGUUCAAGUACAAUCUCUAUCCGGUCGGCAUGCUGCUGUCCGUACCGUUCCUGCUGCUCACUUUCUUCGUGUACGCCUGCAUACCGGACCUGCGGAACAUGCACGGCAAGUCACUGAUGUGCUACGUGCUGGGCUUGAGCGUCGGUUACACGGUGCUGUCAAUGGUGCAGCUACGCGUCUUCCCUGGGGCGAGCUCGUCGUGUGUGAUCUCCGGCUACAUCGUUUACUUCUCGUUCAUGGUCAGCUUCUUCUGGUUGAACGUGAUGUCGUUCGAUAUCUACUGGACGUUCAAGGGCGUCACGGGUGUUCGCAGCUCGGAAACGAAAAAGUUUCUGCUCUACUCACUGUACGCCUGGGGUUGCCCGAUCCUGCUGGUAGCGACAGCAAUUCUGGCGGAUUAUACCGAUGUGUUGCCGCAGUAUCUUCGACCACAGUUUGGCACAACCAGGUGUCUUUUCGUUGAAAACAAACUAAUCGAGUUCCUAUACCUGUACAUGCCGUUGCUGAUUCUGGUGUUUAUGAAUGUAGUUUUCUUCGUAAUAACUGCCCUGCGUAUCUACAAGAUACAGUGCGAAACGUCGGUUGUACGUCGCGGAGAUUCAAAACGGCACACCAAGCUGGACAAUGAUCGUGAUAGAUUCGGACUCUACUUGCGACUGUUCAUUGUGAUGGGUGUCACCUGGUCGCUGGAAAUCAUCUCAUGGGCCGUCGACAACAAUGCCUGGAUCUUUUACGUUUCGGACGUGUGCAACUGCAUCCAAGGCUUUCUCAUUUUCGCCCUGUUUGUGCUAAAGCAGAAAAUCAAACGAUUAAUCUACAAAAAGUUCGGUAUCCGGGAAAUCAGACAGGAGCAAAAGAUGUCGUCCUGCAGUACGAGAACAACGGCCACCAUGGUUUCAUCCUACCAAGAGUCCAAAUCGGAAAAUCCACUCGUCACACAAUCGCACGUAAUUACACACACGCCGUCGAGUUCUCAAAGUGAUAUGGGGCUGCAAGUGACGCAACGUGAGGCUUAUCGGCGUACGAUAAGACUACGUCCGGUAGAUCGGUAUUGGUGGUGCAAGGUCGGUGUUGGGGCGAUGUUGUUGUGGACUGCUCUGUUCGGCAUCGAUGACGUCGAUGCGGCAGUCCUCUGUCCACUGUCGGAAACGGUCGACAUUAGCAACGGAACACAGGAUGCGGAUGGAACCAUCGAGUUCGAAGGUGUCCGGUAUGGUUCGAAGCAGUAUUUCCGCGACAGUAACGAUGCUGUGCGUGGUUGUGUGUGUCUUAUCAAGCAGUGCAUUCAUAUCUACUGUGCGGAUGAUACUCCAGCAGGACAACCGUGUCUCGAUGAUUUGAAAGUUAACUUUUCAUCGUCCGCGGAUGGGAUGGUGUAUGAAACGCGCAAUCUGCGAGACGAUCCAAACUAUCACUUCUUUUACUUUCAACCGUACUGUUCGAUGGAAUUUUUGGCACUCUCUGCGGAUGAGUACGUACUGCGUUCGCCAGCAGAACCGCAUGCGUUUGCCGGCUACUGCGAAACGGUUGAUGCACUUGCAAUGCACCGUAUGUACUCGAUAGUGGAUCCGCUAACGAUGUUUGCAACACUGUGUUGUAACACGAUACUAGAACACACACCCCGUUUUUUAAAAUUCCCAACAGGCAUCCUGGUAUCGCUACCAUUCCUGGUGGCAACGUUCGUCGUGUACGCGAUACUCCCCGAGAUGCAAAACAUUCCCGGCAAGUCGCUGAUGUGCUAUGUGGCGGCCCUGACCGUCGGCUACCUGUUGCUGGCACUGAUGCGUUUCAGCCUGUACGGCUAUCAGACGAGCUGGUGCGUUGUGUCCGGGUAUCUGGUGUACACGGCACUGUUGGCGAGCUUCUUCUGGCUGAAUGUGAUGGCGUUCGAUAUUUUCUGGACGUUUGGCGGCAGUCGGGGACGGUCGAGCGAGCGGCGAAAGUUUCUGUACUACAGCCUGUACGGUUGGGGUGUGCCGUUGCUGAUCGUAGGGUUCGUGACACUGGUGGACAAUACGGAGUUUGUGCACGAAUCGAUGAGGCCGCAGUUCGGCAAGGAGCGAUGCUUCAUGAGUGUGGAGCGGCUGAUUGGGUUCUUGUACAUGUAUCUACCGCUGCUGUUGCUGGUCAGUGCGAAUGUGGUGUUCUUUGCCGUGACGGCCAUUCGCAUCUACCGGAUGGAGCAGGCGACGGCUUCCACGCUGACCGGGGAUUCCCGGCGCCACACAAAAUACGAAAAGGACCGCAAUAGGUACAGUUUGUAUUUGCGGCUAUUCAUCAUCAUGGGUGUGACCUGGACGGUGGAGAUCAUCACCUGGUUGGUUGGUGAAACCUCCUGGCUGAUCUAUCUGGUCGAUAUCUGCAACUGUUUGACGGGCAUAUUCAUAUUUCUACUGUUUGUGUGGAAGCCGAAGGUGAAACAGCUGCUGCUGAAACGAUUCGGCAUUAAACGGGGCGUCCCGGGACGGAACGACCAGAACACUAACAGCACCGUCAGCACAACGCGGUCGACGGACCUGAAGGGUACAGCAAACCCUGAGACUCGCCUGACGGAUAUGACUCAUGGGAAUUGAGAGGUGUUUACACU